Exaiptasia diaphana is the source of this 591-nucleotide messenger RNA. Its product is annotated as cell surface glycoprotein 1. The transcript is spliced from 3 exons. Lineage: Eukaryota; Metazoa; Cnidaria; Anthozoa; Actiniaria; Aiptasiidae. The record is from RefSeq and is a predicted model, not a curated record. The coding region runs from base 29 to 457 and encodes 142 amino acids.
GAAGUCCURUUUCUUGUGUGCGYUGUUUAUGUUCAUCGUACUGAUUGGGGAACACUCCAUCAGGGCAAACUCAGGGGAAAGACACGAAGAAGACACGGCGCACCAAAGCGGAGAGAAGAGAGAUGACGGGUUUCAAUCCACAGGCCCAGAGGACGAAUCUGAUAUUCCAGACGAGCCCGAAGAAGAUCCCGACAUGGGAAAUGACAAUGAAAUGGAUGAUGAAAUAACUUCUGGAAGUGGAAAUGAUCGGUCAAAACCCGUACCACCAUCAGUUGGAAGUGGAAGUGAUCGCCCCGCAGCACKUCCACAACAACCAGUUCCAGGGCCAGUGCCAACGCCAACGCCAACGCCAACAAAAAAACCAAUCAUAUUUGAUGCCUCAGCUUCACAACAUGCCCCAAAAGCAUCACAAGAUAGCCAAGAAAGUGGUUCAGCUAAAUCAGCAGCAACAGUUUAAUAAUGGACUCGGCAAAAGAGAUGGAAUUGAGCAAAUAAACGAAGCAAAUGUAUAAAUUGCUGAUAAAUAAAGUACAUUACAAUUACAAAGUACACUGCAUUUGAAAAUAAUUUAUUAAAAUGACGAAAAAAUGA